Messenger RNA from Vigna unguiculata (cowpea), 1194 nucleotides. Its product is annotated as cathecol O-methyltransferase 1-like. The record is from RefSeq and is a predicted model, not a curated record. NCBI's taxonomy places the organism in Eukaryota, Viridiplantae, Streptophyta, Magnoliopsida, Fabales, Fabaceae. Gene Ontology annotation, molecular function: O-methyltransferase activity; protein dimerization activity.
UUAUAUUUAUAUUUGUACACAUAAAGAGUUGGAGCAAAUUUUCAGAGCCAUAAAGCAAACAUAGACGUAUCAGUGAUCCAAAGAGGUAUAUGAGAAUAAGAAAGGAGAAGGAAUGGAAGAAGAAAAAAGCUUCACCUAUGCCAUUCAGAUUGUGAACACCAGUGUGCUAUCCAUGGCCAUGUACACGGUCAUAGAACUUGGCAUUUUUGACAUCAUAGCCAAAGAAGGUGAGGGUGCCAAACUAUCGGCAAAAGACAUUGCAGAAAAGCUUCCAUGCAAGAACUCAGAAGCAGCCACAAUGCUCGAUCGUAUUCUGAGGCUCCUUGCAUGUCACUCUGUCAUUCACUGCACCGUGGUUGCUGAUGAACAUGGUUCUCCUCCGCAACUGAAGAGGCUCUAUGGAAUGAACCCUGUCGCCAAAUACUUUACUUCCGUUCAUGGUGCUGGCUCUCUUGGCCCUUUGAUGAUGCUGGCUCAGGACAAGGCCUCUCUUAACAGUUGGUACGAACUGAAAGAUGCAAUUCUGGAAGGAGGUAUUCCAUUCGACAGGGCCCAUGGCAAACACGUGUUCGAGUAUUCCGAUAUAAACUCAAGCUUCAAUCAUCUUUUCAUGGCAGCAAUGGCCAACCGUGCAACUUUAAUAAUGACGAAGAUUGUGGAAUCCUACAAGGGAUUUGAGCACAUGAAUAGUGUAGUUGAUGUUGGAGGUGGCCAUGGAGUCUCUCUUAACAUAAUAACUUCAAAAUACCCUCACAUUAAGGGCAUCAACUUUGAUCUGCCUCAUGUCAUCCAACAUGCCUCUCCCUAUCCUGCAGUGGAGCACGUGGGAGGAGAUAUGUUUGAAAGUGUGCCGAAAGCAGAUGCAGUUUUUAUGAUGUGUGUGGUUCAUGAUUGGAGUGAUGAAUGGUGCGUGAAGGUGUUGAAGAACUGCUACGAUGCAGUGCCGAGUGAUGGAAAGGUGAUUGUUGUGGAGGGAGUUCUUCCAUUUGAACCAAAGAUAACAUCUGCAGCAAAGAGCAUUUCCCAGUUUGAUGUUCUGAUGAUGACCACAAACCCAGGUGGGAAGGAGAGAAGUGAAGAGGAAUUCAUGGCAUUGGCAAAAGGAGCUGGAUUCACUGGCAUUAGAUAUACCUGCUUUGUUUGUGACUUAUGGGUUAUGGAAUUCUUAAAGUAGAUAUAUACUCUAUUAUACUU